Molecule: messenger RNA, 1386 nt
Organism: Striga hermonthica
Lineage: Eukaryota; Viridiplantae; Streptophyta; Magnoliopsida; Lamiales; Orobanchaceae
Source: the annotation of a GenBank genome assembly
AUGGAUCUCAUUUCACAAUGCCUCUUGUUGGCCUCCUCAACCUUUCUUCUCAUUCUAUUUGUCCUCAACAAGUUUUUCUCGGGCCGGGCCAAGCUCCCGCUACCUCCGGGCACCCUGGGCUUCCCCUUCCUCGGCGAAACCUUUCGGUUCUACUCCAUGAACCCCAACACUUUCUUCUCCGACAAAGUCAAGAAGUACGGCCGCAUAUUCAAGACUCGGAUACUCUGGUGCAAGUGCAUAAUGAUCGCAAGCCCGGAGGCUGCCAAAAUGGUUCUGGUCUCCAAGGCCCACAUCUUCAAGCCAACAUUCCCGAUCAGCAAAGAGAGAAUGUUGGGCCGCCAGGCCAUUUUCUUUCACCAGGGUGACUACCACGCCAAGCUCAGAAAGCUCGUCCUUCGGGCCUUCAUGCCCGAGUCCAUCAAGACCAUCAUCCCGCACAUCGAGUCCAUAGCCAUCCGGGCCCUAUCCUCGUGCCAAGGCAGAGUCGUCACCGCAUUCCCAGAACUGAAAACCUACGCGUUCAAUGUGGCGCUGCUUUCCAUUUUCGGAAGGGGAGAAGUGGUUUACAGAGAAGAUCUCAAGCGGUGUUACUACGAGCUCGAGAAGGGGUACAACUCGCUAGCCAUCAAUGUUCCGGGCACGCUCUUUUACCGGGCCAUGAAGGCCCGAAAGGAGCUGGCCCGAAUACUGGCUAAUAUUAUGAUGCUGAGGAGGCAGAUGAAGCAGAGUCAUAAUAAUGACCUGCUGGGCUCACUCAUGCAGGAUUCUGAAGGUUUGACAGACGAGCAGAUUGCGGAUAAUGUUAUAGGCGUGAUUUUCGCUUCUCGUGAUACAACGGCUAGUGUCCUCACAUGGGUUCUCAAGCAUCUUGUUGAGAACCCAGAUGUUCUUAAAUCUGUCACUGAAGAGCAAGAGGGAAUAAAGAAGGCAAAUGAGGGGAAAGGUCUAAGUUGGGCAGACACAAGGAAUAUGCCAGCCACAGUAAGAGUUAUUCAGGAGACACUCAGAAUUGCUUCAGUCUUGUCUUUUACAUUCAGGGAAGCUGUUGAAGAUGUGGAGUAUGAGGGAUAUCGCAUUCCGAAAGGAUGGAAAGUGAUGCCACUCUUCAGGUACAUUCACCACAGUCCUGAAAUUUACACGGAGCCGGAGAAAUUUAACCCUUCGAGAUUUGAGGUUGCUCCCCUGCCUAAUACAUACAUGCCGUUUGGCAACGGGAGCCACGCUUGCCCCGGGAAUGAGAUGGCCAAGCUGGAGAUGUUGGUUUUGCUUCACCAUCUAACCGUAAAUUAUCGGUUGUCUAUGGUGUCCCCACAAAAUGGAAUCCAGUAUGGCCCAUUUCCCCUCCCACAGAAUGGUUUGCCCAUCAAGCUCACUCCCAAAAGAUAA